AUGCCCUCUUCAAAGCUGGCGACCGGCCUAUUCAGCCGGGCUACCCGCCACCUGGCCGCUAUUGAGCCCAUCCGAUCCCAACACAUCCUCUCCAGCCUCCGCAUCACCACCCAAUCGCAAUGUCGCGCCUACACCCAAGCGCAACGGCCCCGGUGCACGCAAAACAUCCCGAGCAUGCUCUCUGUUCGCAAUGGUAGCCAAUUCUCUACGAGUGCAUUCCGUGCCAAGGCCAAGACCAUGGGACAGAUGAAGCAGCGCAACUCGACCGGCCCUUUCUCGUGGAAGGCGGCAUUGCUGUUCAUCCUCACCGGUGCCGGUAUGGUGAUUUAUUUCCGGGUUGAGAAGGCACGGUUGGAGCGGAAGCGUAUUGCGGAGAUGAGCAAGGGUGUUGGAAAGCCUAAGGUUGGCGGUCCGUUUGUGCUGAAGGACUUGGAUGGGAAGGAGUUCACUGCCGAGGAUCUGAAGGGAAAAUACAGCUUUGUCUAUUUCGGUUUCACUCACUGCCCAGAUAUCUGCCCCGAUGAGCUGGACAAGAUGGCCGAGAUCAUCGAGAAGGUCAAGGAGUCCACCAAGGAUGAGAAGCUCUUCAUGCCCGUCUUCAUUACUUGUGAUCCUGCCCGUGAUACCCCCGAGGUUCUGCGCGCCUACCUCCAGGAGUUCCACCCCGGUAUCGUUGGCUUGACUGGUACCUAUGAGCAGGUCAAGAAUGUCUGCAAGCAGUACCGUGUGUACUUCAGUACCCCCAGGGAUGCCAAGGCUGGCGAGGACUACUUGGUUGAUCACAGUAUUUACUUCUAUCUGAUGGAUCCCGAUAACGACUUUGUCGAGUGCAUUGGUCGACAGGAUACCCCGGAGUCUGCGUCCAAGGUUAUCUUGGAACACAUCAACGACUGGAAGCGCGAGGGUCGCCCAUUGAAGACCGAGUAA
Messenger RNA from Penicillium longicatenatum, 927 nucleotides. RefSeq names its product SCO family protein. The record is from RefSeq and is a predicted model, not a curated record. Lineage: Eukaryota; Fungi; Ascomycota; Eurotiomycetes; Eurotiales; Aspergillaceae. Bases 1 to 927 code for a protein of 308 amino acids. Gene Ontology annotation, molecular function: copper ion binding; copper chaperone activity. Gene Ontology annotation, cellular component: mitochondrial inner membrane. The transcript is spliced from 3 exons. Gene Ontology annotation, biological process: mitochondrial respiratory chain complex IV assembly; intracellular copper ion homeostasis.